Molecule: messenger RNA, 1140 nt
Organism: Diaporthe amygdali
Lineage: Eukaryota; Fungi; Ascomycota; Sordariomycetes; Diaporthales; Diaporthaceae
Exons: 1
Coding region: 1-1140 (379 amino acids)
Molecular function (GO): acyltransferase activity, transferring groups other than amino-acyl groups
Source: RefSeq, a predicted model, not a curated record
AUGGGCGACCCCUUUCUCGAUGACCAAGACAUCACUACCGAUGAUGUCGUUUUCAGCAAAGCUGAUGGGGAGCUCCAGACGCUCGCAUGGCGUCUGAACGGCCAGGCGUGGGCAGCGCCUAUGAGCAUUGACGAUUACAUAGCUCGGGAGACGCACUUGUCACAGCAGGCGCUGUCCAAAGACGGGCGUUGCAUCUAUUGGGUCUUAUCCCACAAGGAUGAUCCUACGCACAUCGUCGCAUCGUGCGAGUCGGUUGAAAAGACCGUCUUCAUUGCUGGACACGGCACCGGAAUCAACGACGGCUUCUUGGAAGCCAAAGGUUACGCCAUCGCCAGCGUGUAUACAAAUCCCAAGUACCGACGUAUGGGCAUGGCCGCGUUCAUGAUGGAGCGGCUGCAGGAGCACAUGGAUGCCGACAGCGAAUGCAGUGCGCUGUACAGCGACAUCGGCAAAAUCUACUACGCCAACCUGGGCUGGGAUGUUUUCCCCUCGGAUCAGGCGACCGUCUACCUGGAAUCAGAGGACUUUAAGCUCCCAGAGCAUCCGGCGACAAGAUACCUCACUCUGGAGGAGCUAGAGCCACUGUGCGAGAAGGAUGUGGCUGCAGUCAAGGCUAAAUUCCAGACGCUCGCCGCUGACCACAAGAAGACACACGUGGCUUUCUCUCCUAGCUAUUCACAGAUCGCAUGGCAGCUCGCUCGGGAACAAUUUAUGGCUGGGGUCCUCCACAAGCGAAACAUUGAACACCGGGGCGCCAUCACUCACAGUGGCAAGACCUGGAUGUACUGGGACCACGACUGGCGCGAGGGCAAGCUGAAGAUUAUGCGGAUUGUCACGUUGGACCACGACCCGGAGACUGGUCUGAAGGUCAUGGAGGAAAACAAGAUCGUUGACAUCUUGGAGCUGCUGCGGGCGGCAGCUGCGGAAGCAACCGAAUGGGGGCUGAAGAAGAUCCUGAUCUGGAAUCCCGACCCGACUGUUACUCGAGGGAUCAAGGGCUUCCACAACUAUCAUGAGGACGAUGUCGAUGUCAUCUUUGAUGAGAGGUACGAAGGCUCGAUCCCGAGCUUCAGGUGGAAAGGAGGAAGGAGCACGCAGAAUACGGUCUGGGAGGAGAAUUAUUACUAUUGCUGGUGUUGA